Molecule: messenger RNA, 1545 nt
Organism: Triticum dicoccoides
Lineage: Eukaryota; Viridiplantae; Streptophyta; Magnoliopsida; Poales; Poaceae
Product: serine protease Do-like HtrA
Exons: 12
Coding region: 1-1545 (514 amino acids)
Molecular function (GO): protein binding
Source: RefSeq, a predicted model, not a curated record
AUGCCGCAAGCCGCCACCCAAGAGGGAGAGGCGUCGGGGUCCGGACCAACCCUCGCGCUCCGCCGCGGCCGGAGCUCCACCGUCUCAGCAACACCCACGACGACCACCCGGUCGAUGGCCCUGGUGCGUGCGCGGCGGAAGCCCCCGGGCUCCCAAUCGCCACAGGAACCACCCGUGCGGUCCCCGACAAGUAAGAGAAAGAGGGGGGCGGCUGCCAACCAGAAAUCGAAGGAACGGACAAGGACCAGGGAUGAGGAGGAGGAGGAGGAGGAAGAGGAUGGGGUCUCAUCUGCAGGCAGCUCCCCAAUUCGCGCGCCGCAGAUUCCGGAUGCGUUAUAUGAAGAUCUGGAUAUGCUUAAGGCCAUUCAAGAUAUACACGAUGCAUACGAUGAAAAAUUAGGUCGCCAAAUGGAACUGCCGACUCUUUAUCUGCACACGUGUAAACCGCCCACAUGCUUGAGUACUAAUCCUAAGCUUCUUCGUGUCCGCGAAUCCACAACAAAGACAGUGCUUGCUGCUGCUCCAUCACCAUCAGUUAUUGGACUUUCAUCUUCUGUUGGUCGUCAUUCGCUAACACGAUGCUCUGGAUUUUGGGUUGAUUGGGAUGAGGAGAACAAAAAAGGUACUGUUUUGACUACUGCACAUCUGAUUCGCACGAAGUCCCCAUCCUCAAAUGACUGGCUAGGUAAAGAUGAGUAUGCUCCCAAGGCCAAGGUUUUUGUUCACUUUCGGGAUGCCACUACUGAGAAGGCCACCAUGCUGUACUACGAGAAGCACUACAAUCUUGCUAUGUUUGAGGUUAGAGUAGAUGAACCUGUCCAGUUGCUCUCCUUCAAUGAUGACGUGAAAAGUGCUGAAGAAGUGUUUGAACUCGGAAGAGAUGAAAGUUCAUUUCUAACGAUAGGUCAUGGUAUGGUGCAAUAUCUGAAUCCCAACCUGCUUGAACGGCAUCACUAUCUGUAUGUUCAUGGCACAGAUGAGCAUCCUAAGUAUGACAAUGGAGGGCCAGUUAUUGACUUUGAUGGCAAGAUUGUGGGAAUGCUAUACAUGUAUGUGUCGCUUUUGCAUGCAUGCAUGAGCAUACAUUGUGGAUUGCGCAAAAGAGGUACCGAGAACAAGCAAAUACUGCGCAUGUCUCGACCCCACCUUGGAUUGAAGUUUUCUGCAAUGAAGCUUUUAGAUCCUCCUCUUAUCGAGCAAAUAUUGGUCAAGUGUAGCAUUGAUAGUGGUCUUAUUGUUCAAGAGGUGUCAGAAGGAUCUCCCGCUGAGAAACUUGGAUUUCGAGUGGGUGAUGUCAUUGAAUGCUUAAAUGGAAAACACGUCUCUACCACCGUUGAGCUAGAGAACAUGUUGCUGAGUAAGUAUGUGGAAGGAUCAAGUGGCCUUAAUUCUGAGGUGGAUAUUGAGGUUUGGGUAUUUCAUAUGCGCAGAAGUCUUUGGAGAAGUAAAACAUUAACUGUAAAAAUAUCUGAUGACGCAGAAGUCAUUGUGAGAGGAGCAUCAUAUGAGGACUGCAUAAUUGGCAUUGUAAGUGGAACUGCAUAA